AUGUCGAAACAAGCCAGAUGCUGCACCUAAUGUCUCUUAAAAAGCCUUUGGGGCUGUUGCCGGGCGGCUCGGAAGAGAUCAUCCUCAGUCACCACGGGCACGAACGCGUCUACAUAAAGCACCGCAAAGGCUUCAUAAAAUAUGCCUUGCAGCAUGGGUACACCAUUUGCAUCGGCUAUACGUUCGGUGAGGCGGAUUCCUACCGGACGUUGGACUGGGCGGUUAAGUUUCGACUCUGGUAUCUGCGCCGGUUCCGUGUCCCACUUUUUGCGUGUUGGGGGAUCUGGUGGUGUCCGUUGCUGCCGCGGGGGCAGGUAGCUUUGGAAACGGUGGUGGGCAACCCCUUUCAACUUCCCAAGCUCGCGGAUCCCAGCAAGGAGGACAUCGACAAGUGGCAUGGGCGAUACGUGGAGUUGCUCGUCGACCUUUUCGAGCGGAAUAAGGCCAAAUUUGGGUACGGCGAGAGGGUGCUGGAGAUCUACUAG
Nannochloropsis gaditana CCMP526 is the source of this 485-nucleotide messenger RNA. RefSeq names its product diacylglycerol acyltransferase family protein. Gene Ontology annotation, molecular function: diacylglycerol O-acyltransferase activity. The transcript has 2 exons. Gene Ontology annotation, biological process: triglyceride biosynthetic process. The record is from RefSeq and is a predicted model, not a curated record. The coding region runs from base 18 to 485 and encodes 155 amino acids. Gene Ontology annotation, cellular component: endoplasmic reticulum membrane.